UUUGGACGACUCGUCUAAAUCUUGACGUGGCAUCAUCAGCAGCGCAGCUAGCGCUUGUCAGUCUCCGCCUUUAUCGGUCCAGCGCGGCGUAAAGUCUCUUUUAUGGGUUUUAUCCCCCACUAAUACAGCGCACCAAACAUGUUUACGUUCUCGGAACUCGUCGUGAUCCUCUGCGCGCUGUCUUACACGGCGAGCGGCUAUUUUGUGAGCAUCGACGCUCACGCGGAGGAGUGUUUCUACGAGCGAGUGAACUCGGGCACCAAAAUGGGCCUCAUGUUUGAGGUCGCCGAGGGAGGAUUUCUGGACAUCGACGUGGAGAUAACGGGUCCGGAUGGGAAGCAGAUCUAUAAAGGAGACCGCGAGUCCAGCGGGAAGUAUUCUGUAGCCGCUCAUAUGGACGGAACCUACAAGUUCUGCUUCAGCAACAAGAUGUCCACCAUGACCCCGAAGAUUGUGAUGUUCACCAUCGACAUCGGCGAGGCACCCAAAGGACAGGACAUGGAGACAGAGGGAGGUGGUGACAGCUGGGAUGCUCAUCAGAAUAAGCUGGAGGAGAUGAUCAAUGAGCUGGCGGUGGCCAUGACCGCAGUCAAACAUGAGCAGGAAUACAUGGAGGUCCGAGAGAGAAUACACCGCGCAAUCAAUGACAACACGAACAGCAGGGUGGUGCUGUGGUCCUUCUUUGAGGCUCUGGUGCUGGUGGCCAUGACCCUCGGACAGAUUUACUACCUGAAGAGAUUCUUUGAAGUGCGGAGAGUCGUAUAAAACCCUGCCUGUGUUCCACAACAUAAACGCAUCGAAUCCAAGAUUUGCCAGUUGUAUGAACUGGAUGUCCAAUUCAACAGAGAUGGGAAGAACUUGGUCGUCCGCUAGUCCACCAGUUUGUGUUUUAGUUUUUCUUUGCCCCAGUUGUAGUUCUCUUCAUUGUUUGUUUUGGUAAAGGGUGCGAUUUUGAAUAAUUGAGUUUAUUUUAGCCUGACUUGUUUUGUUUUUUGCUUUCUGUUUCUUCUCCAGUACUGUUACAAUUGCACAUGACUCUGAGAAUGAAGUAAAGGUGAUGAUGUGGUAUUGCCCCAAUACAAGAAAAUGGAAAUAGCAUGAUGUAAUUAAACCAUAACAUGAACAAUGCUGUGAGCGAAUGGGACGUCUGCGGUUGCUGAUAUAAGUGUCAUGAAAUAUCACUGCGAGCACAUUUCAUGUAUUUUCACUGCUCAUUAUCAGAUUUAGUUAUGCCUACAACAACCUCCAUGGCACAUAUUUAAACCCGAUGCUGGUGAAGUGUUUUUUUUUAUGUUUAGGCCCAAUUUUUUUCAAUCUCUUCACACAGGAAGUACUUUAUGUAGUUUUGUACUGUUUUUGUUGUCUAAACCAACUCUUACAUUAAAGAAAAUGCUAAAUAAUUUGGCUAAGACUACUGGUGAACUGAUGAUUAAACUGUAAAGCUCAUAAGUUCAACGAAUAUGUAUGUCAAAUAUGGAUUUGAUUUAAUAAACAUGAAACGUUCUUAAAA
Messenger RNA from Carassius carassius (crucian carp), 1510 nucleotides. RefSeq names its product transmembrane emp24 domain-containing protein 2. The transcript is spliced from 5 exons. Gene Ontology annotation, biological process: endoplasmic reticulum to Golgi vesicle-mediated transport; intracellular protein transport; Golgi organization. NCBI's taxonomy places the organism in Eukaryota, Metazoa, Chordata, Actinopteri, Cypriniformes, Cyprinidae. The record is from RefSeq and is a predicted model, not a curated record. The coding region runs from base 139 to 765 and encodes 208 amino acids. Gene Ontology annotation, cellular component: COPII-coated ER to Golgi transport vesicle; Golgi apparatus; endoplasmic reticulum-Golgi intermediate compartment.